Strongylocentrotus purpuratus (purple sea urchin) is the source of this 1484-nucleotide messenger RNA. RefSeq lists its product as uncharacterized. Lineage: Eukaryota; Metazoa; Echinodermata; Echinoidea; Camarodonta; Strongylocentrotidae. The transcript has 2 exons. Bases 707 to 1135 code for a protein of 142 amino acids. The record is from RefSeq and is a predicted model, not a curated record.
CGAAACGAUCAUAAGCACAAUUUCGAAAAAUUCCAUUUGAAUAUGUCGCCGAAACGUAGGCGAAAUUAUUUUUAAAAAAAAGUAUUUUUCAUGCAUUUUUAUGGCGGUUUCGUGAAGCGCUGCCCUGUUUUCUGUCUUGUCAGUGUGAUUUGGAUGGUAAAGCUAGUGUGAACUCGACCCUGUCUGCACAUGAGCAUACAAUAAGCGGCCAUGUCACCUGUUAGAGUCCUCGCUCGAUGCAUAAUGACAUGUGCACGACUAAAGUGGUUUGAUAUGCAUCUCUGGCUCUUCUUCUUGCAUGCCUCCGAGUCGCCUCUGCUUCUCUCUUCUGCUGUAGCUCAUCUCUUUAUCGACGACCCGCAAAGCGAGCUGCCACGUGGGACGACAUUCAUUUUAUCAUCACACGAAGCAUCAUUAAAUGUUAGUUUAGUGCAUAUGGUUACAUGCAAUUGGCUAUUAAAUUGGAUUGCUUUAUUACGCAACAUCAAUUAGUUAUUGUCAGCGUUUAACAUCAAGUUUUGUGUUUUACCUAGAUGUGUUUGAGUCUCUUUGUGAUUGUAUAUUAUGUAAGUUAUGAAUGCCAGACGGCCACUUUCCUACAUCUGCAAAUUGCCCUGAGAUGAUAUAUUUUUAUAUAACGUCGGCAAAUAUUGUCUUGGUGGUAAACUGACUGACUCUAGAUCGAACUGCACGCUAGUGUUUAAAAAUGGCCGCCACCCCGUCGUCAUCGUCGUCGUCUAAGGCUGCGGUUCGUGGGCUCGUGCUCGAGAGGCGACGUCUGCACAUGACUCUCUUCAACUUCGAGGAUUUGGCGGGAAUCGCGACCAAACUCUACUCACCUCAGGCACACAUGAUGUAUCCGGGAUGCAGCCCGGCGGCAGAGAAAUCACCAGAGGCUAUUUUUCGAUGGUUCCGCAAACUCGGCGCUACUAAGCUUGGAAUAAGCGUGCAAGAAGUCGGUGAUGACCUGGACAGCGAAAGGCUCUUUGAGUGGAGCUAUGUGAGACUAGUCAAAUCUGAUGGUCAAGUAUUGAAGGAAGGAAAAUUAGCAGCAGUGUGGAAGAAAAAUGGCUCCAGCUUCGUGAUCGAUGUAGAAAGUUUUACGAACAACGCUGAGGAGAAAGUCCCCUUGUAGUUAUUUCGCCCCAUAUACAACAUGUAGUUAUUUCGCCAUUUUAUCAUUAUAGCCUGAAUGACCGGGUUCGAUAUAUAGAUUGGACAUAGUGUGAAAACACUGUGAACACGUCCUUGCAAACAAACCACAUGCAUGAAUAGAGUGAGCGCAGCAUUAACAUUGUUAGCACCUGAAUUUCAAUAGUAUAAAUACCACUGAACUAAAUUAGGACACAGUACGAAUUAGUGUUAACACAGUAUUGGCUCAGUGUUAACGGUAUGAACCAAGCAUGAUUAGUGUUAACACAAAAUAGACACAAUGUGAACACUUUGAACACAGUAUGAAUUGUGUUAAAACAGCAAUAGCAAGA